AAACAAAAAAAACCCACUAGACGAAUUAUUAGUUUUGUUUGUUUUUAUUUUUUAUGUGAAAACAAAACGUUCUUAGAGUGCCAUAAUUGUAUUAUUCUAUUAAUAAUAUAAUUUAACAACAUCAGGUGUUCCGUUGGAUUUGAACGAUGCAAACCGUAAUUCACACAGAACACAAUGACAAUUCGUCGUUCAACGAUUAUGAGGAAUCGAUUAUGUUCGACGAAGACGAUCCCGAUUUCGUACCAAACGACGAAACCGAGUACAGCUGUCAGAGUAUGUACAGAUGUUUACAAAAAGAGAAUCCUAUUAGCAGCGAUAAUAAUAAUAUGUCAUUGACCGGUGUCCAAUCAAUGAGCAACCAAAACCUGAGAAAUAUCAACGACAAAAUGCUCGACAACAUUGAUCUAGUCAGCGACAUCGAACAGGCGGUCACUCUCGAAGAACUCCAAGGAGUGUUCAAGUACUGUUUCAGAUGCGGAGUGAACUGGGAGCAACACCACGUGUCGUUAGACUGUUUAGAGUGCGGGGGUUACUCGUUGGAAAGGCCUUGUCCCAUUUGUGCGGGACACUGUCGCAACGUCUGGAAACGUGAUCUUGAAGAGUCUCAUAGAAGCGGCGAGGCGAGCUGGAUAGGAGAGUGUUCGUCAAAGUGCAAAGAAAUGGGACGCGGUGACGUCAAUCAAAUGUGUAAUCGUCUGGAGAAGGUCAAAGCCACUUUCUGAAAGUCUCAAAUUUUUUUUUUCGUCUUCAGAUUUACCGAUAAAUUUAUUAAAAAGAAAAAAAAAUAACGAUUUCAUUUGAAAAUCCGUUUUUUUAUUUUAUUUUAUAGAACAACACACAAUAAAUGUGUACUGAAUCGGUAAAAAAAAAAUGUUGUAUAUAUAUAUAUAUAUAUAUAUAUAUAUAUAUUCAUAUAUUAUAACAUCACGUGCAAUGUGACCAGAGAAGAAAUAUUAUAAAUUAUAUAGGCACAAUUUCCUUGUACAUUUAUAAAUAUAUUUAAUUAUUAUUAUUAUUAUUAUCAUAAUUGGCUGUUUGUUUUCUGUGAAAAUUGUAUAAC
Messenger RNA from Adelges cooleyi (spruce gall adelgid), 1060 nucleotides. It is a transcript of the gene Pino, whose product is annotated as protein pinocchio. The record is from RefSeq and is a predicted model, not a curated record. The transcript has 5 exons. NCBI's taxonomy places the organism in Eukaryota, Metazoa, Arthropoda, Insecta, Hemiptera, Adelgidae. The coding region runs from base 147 to 722 and encodes 191 amino acids.